This is a messenger RNA of Helianthus annuus (common sunflower), 2412 nucleotides long. RefSeq names its product protein HAPLESS 2-like. NCBI's taxonomy places the organism in Eukaryota, Viridiplantae, Streptophyta, Magnoliopsida, Asterales, Asteraceae. The record is from RefSeq and is a predicted model, not a curated record. The coding region runs from base 55 to 2217 and encodes 720 amino acids. The transcript has 18 exons.
GUGUGUUUUUUUCUUCUUCAACUUCCCUCCCAAACUACACACAAACACAGACAAAUGAAACUUGUGGUAUUCAUCUCCUUCAUCAUCAUCUCUCAUCAUCACAUGGUCAACGCAGGCGUUCAAAUCCUCUCCAAAUCAAAGCUUGAAAAAUGCGAAAGGUCUUCGGACGGUCCUCUCAACUGCACCAGCAAAAUCGUCAUCAAUAUGGCGGUUCCUAGUCAAGCAAGUGGUAAAGAAGCGUCCAUUGUGGCGCGAGUGGAUGAGGUGGAGGAGAAAUCCGACGAUACAAUCAAAACGCUUCGGGAUCCACCUGUGAUUACUGUUUACAAAUCGGCAGCGUACGCCCUGUAUGAUCUGACUUAUAUUAGAGAUGUCCCUUACAAACCUGAAGAGUUUCAUGUUAAGACGCGCAAGUGUGAGUCUCAUGCUGGUGCAAAUAUUGUUGGGCAAUGUGUGAGCUUGAGAGAUGAUCAAGGACGUGUGAUCGAGCAUACUCAGCCAACUUGUUGUCCUUGUGGGAAGUGGCGUCGGGUACCUUCAUCUUGUGGAAACUUUUUCAAUAAGAUGAGGAAAGGAAAGGUGAACACUGCCCACUGCCUCCGUUUUCCUGGUGACUGGUUCCACGUGUUUGGUAUCGGCCAGCACUCAGUUGGGUUCAACAUUCGGAUCAAUGUCAAGACAGGAUUGAAAACCACUCAGGAAGUGGUUAUCGGGCCUAAUAAUCGAACUGCCACGUCACUUGAUAACUUUCUACGCGUGAACCUCGUUGGGGACUUUGUUGGGUAUAACAGCAUUCCUUCCUUCGAAGACUUCUUUCUUGUUAUUCCGAGACAGGGGGGCCAAGGUCAACCACGAGAUUUGGGAAGGAACUUUUCUAUGUGGAUGCUACUUGAACGAGUGAGGUUCACGUUAGAUGGGCUUGAAUGUGAUAAAAUUGGUGUCAGUUAUGAAGCUUUUAAUAACCAGCCAGGUUUCUGCUCUGCACCACAAAUGAGUUGUCUGCAUAAUCAGUUAUGGAACUUCUGGGAUGCUGAUCAGAACAGGAUCAGAAGAAAUCAACCCCCUCUUUAUGAUGUGCUAGGAAGGUUUGAAAGGAUAAAUGAGCAUCCGAAUGCAGGAAGCCAUUCAUUUUCCAUAGGAAUUACCGAAGUUGUAAACUCAAACCUUUUGUUAGAACUGAAAGCUGAUGAUAUAGAAUAUGUCUAUCAAAGGAGUCCUGGGACCAUCGUAAGCAUCGCGGUCCCCACUUUUGAAGCCCUUACUCAAUACGGGACCGCCACAAUCACAACUAACAACACUGGUGGAGUGGAAGCUGCCUACAGUUUAACUUUUGAUUGCUCCAGAGGUGUCAAUCCAAUGGAGGAACAAUUUUUCACUAUGAAGCCAGGACACCUUGUAUCCCGAUAUUACAAAGUGCAGCCAACAUCUGAUCAAGCUGCCAAAUAUAUGUGUACUGCUAUAUUGAAAGAUUCUGACUUUAAGGAAACUGAUAGAGCCGAGUGCCAGUUCACAACCACAGCCACAGUUCUAGACAACGGAACACAGCUUCCAUGGGAACCACCGAAAAGUGAUGGUAUAAAAGGCUACUUUGAAUCUGUUGAGAGUUUUUGGCAUGCACUUUGGGAGGGUAUGGUCGACUUCAUUACCGGAAAAACUUGCAGAAUGAAAUGCUCCAGUUUCUUCGAUCUUGGUUGUCACUUGCGCCACAUAUGUAUGACCUGGCUGCUGUUGUUUGGUCUGUUUUUGGCAAUCUUCCCUACAGUGAUCCUCCUACUUUGGCUUCUACAUGAAACCGGACUUUUUGAUCCCAUUUAUGAUUGGUGGCAAGAUAAUUUCUGGGACGAUGAACAGAAAAUGCAACACAUCAUAAAACAACGGCCAGAUGAUUGGAAUAAACGCCAUAAGAAGAAAUCAAGACAUCAUGCAGAUGGUACUCAUAAAAGACAAAGGCAACAAAAGGGUAUUAGUCAGGAGCCGAGACACACUCAUUCUGAACGUCAUCAUCAUGUUAAGAGAGACAAACACAAACCCGAGAGAAUUAAGGAUGGAAGUUUCACCGAUCAUCCACUUUAUGUAAACAAAGGGGAAAAUGUUACGGAAGACAAAAACAAAUAUUCUAGACAUGAUGACCGAACCACAAAGGCCGUAAACAAGCAUGGGCAUGUAAAAGCAGAUGACACACACCAUAAACAUUAUCGUUCUAAGAGAAAGACAUAAAGGAUGACACUUUUGCUUUGUUAUUCCUACAUAUUUAGUUGGAAUAUCAUCAUGUAGGACAAAAACAAGACUAGAAAAGCAGAACCAGAUGUUGAAGGUUUUGUUAUCCUAUGCGGAAAGUGUUGAAUGUUUUGUUUUUAUGCAUCUAGUAUCACAUAGAAUUUUCAUUUCUAUUUGAGAUAACUAGUUGAUUCA